UUUUUAAAAAAUAUCCAAAUAUAUUGAUAUAAUUAACUUUUAUUUUGGAUAUAUUCUUUCGUGUUUGUUUCUAUUCCAUGUGAUUCCAUGACAACAUUUGAAAUUAGUAAAGCGGGAAAAUAAAUUGGUCACAAAAAUGUCAAUUACAAGUUUGGAUGAAAAUACAGUAAGACUUGUAACCACUACACAGAUUAUAACAUCUGUAUAUAGCGUUGUUAAAGAAUUAGUUGAAAAUGCGUUUGAUGCAAAUGCAAAAAAUGUUGAAAUUAAUCUCAUUGAUAAUGGUACAUCAAUGAUAGAAGUUAAAGAUGAUGGUGAUGGUAUUUCAAAUACAAAUGCUUCAUCCAUGGCUUUACCAUCCUGUACUUCAAAGAUAUCAUGUUUUGAAGAUUUGGGUAUGUUAAAAACUUAUGGAUUUCGAGGUGAAGCAUUAAACGCAAUAUGUAAAAUGAGCGAUGUUGUAAUUAUGACUAAAACAGAAAAUGAUGAAGUAGGUAGGUUGUAUAAUAUGGAUAACGAUGGAAAUAUUAUGACAACGGAAUUAUAUCCAAGACCUAAAGGUACCACGGUUCAAGUUAAACAAAUGUUUAAACAAUUACCUGUUAGAAGAAAAUUAAUUACUGACAAAAAAAAAGCAAAUCAAAAUAUUAAAUUAAUAGAAACAAUGCUUAAAAGUUUUGGAAUAUGUAAUUUUACGGUAAGAAUUAGUUACAGAGUAAACAAUAAUAUUUUAUUUAUGAAACCAAACUUAGAUAAUAUCAAAGAAGCAACAAAAUAUGUACUUGGGAGGCAAAUCAUGCCUAAAAUGAAAUGGAUUACUCAUGAAGAUACUGAGGCUACAAUACAAUUAAUGGUUCCUGAUAAAGAACUAGAGGAUAUAAAUGAUAUUUGUGAAACUACACAUCGUUACAUCUUUAUCAAUAAUCGUCCUAUUAAAUACAAAGAUAUUGAAAAGAUAAUGAAUGAUACGAUCUCAGAAUAUUUUAGCAACAAACUAUCAGUAAAAAAGAAACUAAUAUUUCUUGUGCAUAUUUUGAUAGAUCCAAUAGAUGUUGAUGUUAAUUUAGAACCUAAUAAAGAUGCAGUACUUUUAAAAAAUCAGCAAAUAAUUCUUGAUAUUAUAAGCAAGCUGAUAACAAAUUUUUAUGGUAUACAAUGUGAAGAACUGAAAAGAAAAAAUCCUACUGAAACAAGUAAUUAUGAUCAAGAUACAUCGAUAAAUAAUACAAAUAAUUCAGAAAUAGAAUUGCCAGUAUGUAAAAAACGCAAAAUUUCAUCUAAUACGGAUGAAAAAGAAAUAAAUAAAUAUACAAACGGAGAAUCAAUUAAAAAUAAUAAUAAUAAUAAUACGACUGAAUUAUUGAACUCGGAAAUUAUUCAAGACAAUUCCAAUUCUAAAGAUAUUACAAAUAAUUUAACAAAUACAGAUGAUCGAUGUAAUAUUUCUGAGGAUGAAUUAAAAGCUAUUGCAAAUUAUUUAGACACUACUACAAAUUCAAAUAACUCAAGUAUACGUAACAGUACAGAUCAUAACAACCUUAAACAUAAUAAUGCUAACAAUCUAGAAUAUACAAAUGAUUCAUUACUCCAUGAUUUAAAUACAACUGAUGAAAAAGUUAAUAAUCAAGAAACUAUAAAUGCAUCAGAUAAUCAAGUUGAUAUUAUAAAUGAAAAUAUUAGUCAAUUGCCUAUAGUAGACCUUGGUGAAGAUUUUGAUAUUGAUCUUAUAUUAAAUGGAGAAAAUAGCAUAAAUCCGCAUAUAGAUAAAGUGCAUGAUGAAAAAAAUAAUAUAAAAGAGAAGGAGCAUUCAUUAAAAAUGUGGAGUAAAGGACAUGUAGAAGGUUUAAAGGGUGGUACAGAUGUAAAACCAUUAAACGAUUGUACAAACUAUGUACCAUUAAGUAAUGAUUCUUCUACUAUGGAGACAACAUUUACAAAAUUUGCGAAAGAUAUCAGAUCAGAAAUAAUGAAAGAAAAUCCUAAACUAACAACGGUAGAAGUUGCUCGUAAAAUAACAGAUAUUUGGAAACACUUACCAUCCCAAGAACAUGGUUAUUAUCAAGACCUUGCUCGUGAAGAAAGAUUAAAUAAAGAAAAGGCCAGAAAAGAUGAACUUAAAAAGAAAUUUGAUGAAGAAUGUAAGAAAAAUAAAAAACGACUUUUACGUAUGCUUGAAAAUAUGAAAAAUUCAAAUUCACAAAAAUCCGAAAAUCUUGCAAUGAGAACUACAGUACCUUGGAAUAUAAAUAUAGAUAAUGUCAAAAAAAGUUUUGAAAAAAGAUGUGAUUAUAAUAACUUCCAUUACGUAGUAGGAUCAAUUAAUAUAAAUUUAUGGAUCAUUAAAAAUAGUGCACAACUAUGGUUACUAGAUAUUUCUCAAAUUUUAAAAGGAUUGAAUGUCACUGACCUCACCAUUGAUAAAAUACAAUCUGAAGAUGUCGAAAAACUUUUUAAACAAUGGAUUUUAGAAAAAAAAGACAUGUCUAUGAUAUAUCCAAUACACACGUUGACAUGAAAUAAAUAAUUGUCAAACGAGAAUUUUUAUGUAUAUAUUUAUGUACAUUUA
Molecule: messenger RNA, 2566 nt
Organism: Polistes dominula (European paper wasp)
Lineage: Eukaryota; Metazoa; Arthropoda; Insecta; Hymenoptera; Vespidae
Biological process (GO): mismatch repair
Cellular component (GO): MutLalpha complex
Molecular function (GO): ATP binding; mismatched DNA binding; ATP hydrolysis activity
Source: RefSeq, a predicted model, not a curated record